Calidris pugnax (ruff) is the source of this 5573-nucleotide messenger RNA. Its product is annotated as collagen alpha-1(VII) chain-like. The coding region runs from base 84 to 5573 and encodes 1829 amino acids. Gene Ontology annotation, biological process: regulation of canonical Wnt signaling pathway. Lineage: Eukaryota; Metazoa; Chordata; Aves; Charadriiformes; Scolopacidae. Gene Ontology annotation, cellular component: plasma membrane. The record is from RefSeq and is a predicted model, not a curated record. Gene Ontology annotation, molecular function: beta-catenin binding; phosphatidylinositol-4,5-bisphosphate binding. The transcript is spliced from 7 exons.
CUGCCAGGAUGCUGCGCUCUCGGCGCCCGGGAGAGGACUGCGCCCCCGAAGUCGUCGUCCCCAGUUGAUGCAGCCCAAGGGCCAUGGAGAGGGGCUGCCCGGAGGAGCCCGCCCGCAGCGGGGGGCAGCCGUCGGCCCCCGGGCGGCGGGAGGAGAGCAGGGAGCGGCCGCCCGAGGGGGCCGACGGCUGCGGGGGGGCUGCGGAGCCUCAGGCGCCCCCCGGGAAGCUGAAGAAAACGGCUCUGAGGCUGUUUGGGGGGAAGAGGAGCAUCUGCACGCUGCCCAGUUUCUUUGGGGGCCGGAGCAAAGGGCAGGGGAAAGCGGCCUCGAAGAAGGGCCUGGGGAAAUGCCGGACCCACGAGGGGCUGAGCGGAGGCGGCAGCGAGCAGGGCGAUGGGGCGCCGCUGGAAAGCCCCUGGGAGGGGAGCGGGGAGUCGCCUCCCUGCCCUUUGCCGAGCUCCCGGAGCGCUCCCUCGGCCGUGGACGCCGGGUCGGAGUCGGGGCGGCGGGACGGCUCUCCCCCCAUGGAGGGCUGCGAGAAGAAGGCCGGCGGCGAGAAGUCCUCCCUGCCCAGAGCCAAGAAAGGGCUGAAGGGGUUUCUGAACAGCAUCCGGCGUCACCGGAAGAGCAAGGCUGCCGAGAGCGAGCCGGCGGAGCUCCCCGAGUGGAGCGGGGCCGCGGAGGAGGCCGGCAAAGACGCCGGUGCGGGAGCGGAGAGCCGAGGGGCCGCGGGGGGAAGGGGCCCGGGCCCUGUCCCUGCUGCCGUGCCCGCCCCGGGGGGCUUGGGGGGUGAGGGCUCAGCGGCCACGGCCACCCCCUGCAGGGAGGCUGCCCAGCCCGGCCGUCCCGCGGCCAGUGAUGGUGGCUCUGAGGGCGACGCGGCGGCGAUGCCGGGGGAGAGGGAGGGUGCGGGUACGAAGUCGGAGGCCGAGGCCGUUACCUGCGCAGAGUUGGACCCCGAGCAGCUGCUGCUGGCCUUUCAUCCGGACUUGGUGGACACCGACCCUCCGUGCCUGCACACCGGGGAGCUGCUCAGCCUCCUGCUGGGGGACGUCACCUCCCUGAAGAGCUUCGACUCCCUGACGGGGUGCGGGGACGACAUCGCGGAGCCCGAGGUGGCGGAGAGCAGCCUCUCGGUGGAGCGCGGCAGGGACGCGGGCAAGCGGAGCUCCUGCCUGGUGAGCUACCAGGGCGGCGGGGAGGAGAUGGCCGAGGCGGAGGAGGCGGAGGAGUUCCUCCCGCAGGUGUGGGAGGGCAGCGGGGAUGGGGGCUACGGAGCCCAGGUGUCGAGCAGCAGCUUGGAGACGCAGGACGGCCGCCCUUACGUGGGGGACGCGCUGGAGGGCGUGGAGCUCCUGACGCCGCAGAGCGAGCAGCAAGAGUCGGCCCCGAACAGCGACGAGGGCUACUACGACUCCACCACGCCGGGGCCGGAGGAGGAAGGCGGGGAGGGGCUGGGGGAGCUGAAGAAGGAGCGUCUUCCGCGGGACAGCUACAGCGGGGACGCGCUCUACGAGUUCGACGCGCUGCUGAGCCCCUCUCUCGGGGAGGAGUCCCUGUUUGAGGGCAAAGUCUCCCGCCCGGGCAUCUUCAGCUACUUCUUGGACUUCUGCCUGCCCGCGGAGAGGAGCCUGGUCCGGGUGCUGGGGGAGAAGCGGGGGCUGAUGGAGACGGAGGAGGAGCGGCUGGCGGCCAUUCAGAAGGAGCUGCUGUACUGGGAGCUGCAGAGGGAACCGCUGCCCCGGCGCCGCGACCUUCCCGGCCGGGAGAAGUGUCCGCGGGACAAGCCCUGCCUGGAAUGCCAAGGCCGAGGGGCCGGCUCCGGCGGCAAGCAGGCGAGCAGGCUCGGUAGCCCCCCGGCGGGCUCGCCCGGGCCCAGGAGGGGUGUGAACGGCGGGGUGUCGGCGGCCAGAGGCGAGAAGGCGGAGUGGGGGGACUUGGCGGGGCCCGUGUGCCCGGAGAGCCGUCCCGACGGCCACCAGGCCCAGGGCGGUGGCCUCCUCCCGCCGGGGAAGAGCCUCGCGGGGCCGGCCUCGGAGGCGCAGGGGGGGCUGCCAGGGGGCUCCGUGCCGGGCGGCGCGGCCCCGGGCAGAGCGGGGCUGUUCUCCGGCUACGGGCUCCCGGAGCGCGGCGGUGGCGACGAUGAGCCCCCGGUGGGCGGUGAGGCCGAGCCCGAGCAGGCCGUGAGCUUCUCGCAGGCGCUGGUGGAGUUCGCCGGCAGCGGGACCCUCUUCUCCAGCCUCUCGGAAAGCCUGGGGAGCUCCGGCUCGGGCUCGUCCUUCACCCAGAACCUGCCCGCCCUCCCCACCAUGGCACCGGCCGGGGGCGGGGCCUCCUUCUCCAGGGGGCGGCGCGUCGCCUGGCAACGGGAGACGCCGCAUUGCAGAAAGGCCCUCCCCUCCUCCUGCAGUGGCCUCAGGGCCGCAGCCAUGGCCGAGCCCCGGCUGUUGGAGAUGUUGGACUUGGCCAUCGGGACGCCCGAGCCCGGAGCCAUCAACUUCAGGGUGCUGCACAGCCUGCUGCGCACCAUGCUGGAGGGCCUGGCCCAGCUCGGGUGGGAGCAGGCGGCACAGACACCCCCCGGGCUGGAGCAGGAGGGGGACAGGGCCCAGGGCCCCGGGGAGCAGCUCUCUGGGACGGACCCGCUGGCAGGAACCGCGAGCGGCGGCGCCCGACUCGCCUCCGUGGCCACUGAUGUGGGGGAGAUGAAGGAGAAGGUCAAAGAGAACGAGAGCGGCAUCUCCAAGGCUCUGGAUGAGAUCGGUGACAUGAAGGCGGCUCAGUCCCGCAUGGGAGAGGACAUCCAGGCAAUGCAGGAGGCCCUUGGCUUGCUCCAGGACAGACUCCAGGAAGCUGCCGGCCGGCUGCCGGGACCCCGCGACCGGAGGGUGAUGGACAUGGAUGAGGAGAGCAGCGGGAGCCAGUCCCCCUCCAGUGAGUCCCCCCAGGAGGACACGGACAUUCAGCGUGGGGGGAGAUCAGCCCUGGGGCCGGAGGGAGCAGGGGGACAGGCUGUGCCCACGGCUGGUGAGGGGACGCUGGGGACACAGCCUGGCUCCCUGGGGAUGCAAGCGGGGAGGCAAGGAGCAGCAGCCACCGCCGAGAAGGGGGCAGGUGCUCCCACCGCCGGGAGGAGGGGGAGUUCUGAUGCCAGCCCCACCACCCCGGGAAUGCGGCCGGGAUCCCCUGGCAUCCAGACCCACAUCCCAGGGAUGCAGCCAGGAUCCCCUGGCAUCCAGACCCACAUCCCAGGGAUGCAUACAGGAUCCCCCGGCAUUGAGACCUACGCUCCAGGGAUGCAGCCAGGAUCCCCUGGCAUCCAGACCCACAUCCCAGGGAUGCAUACAGGAUCCCCUGGCAUCCAGACCCACAUCCCAGGGAUGCAUACAGGAUCCCCUGGCAUCCAGACCCACAUCCCAGGGAUGCAGCCAGGAUCCCCUGGCAUCCAGACCCACAUCCCAGGGAUGCAGCCAGGAUCCCCUGGCAUCCAGACCCACAUCCCAGGGAUGCAGCCAGGAUCCCCUGGCAUCCAGACCCACAUCCCAGGGAUGCAGCCAGGAUCCCCUGGCAUCCAGACCCACAUCCCAGGGAUGCAGCCAGGAUCCCCUGGCAUCCAGACCCACAUCCCAGGGAUGCAGCCAGGAUCCCCUGGCAUCCAGACCCACAUCCCAGGGAUGCAGCCAGGAUCCCCUGGCAUCCAGACCCACAUCCCAGGGAUGCAGCCAGGAUCCCCUGGCAUCCAGACCCACAUCCCAGGGAUGCAGCCAGGAUCCCCUGGCAUCCAGACCCACAUCCCAGGGAUGCAGCCAGGAUCCCCUGGCAUCCAGACCCACAUCCCAGGGAUGCAGCCAGGAUCCCCUGGCAUCCAGACCCACAUCCCAGGGAUGCAGCCAGGAUCCCCUGGCAUCCAGACCCACAUCCCAGGGAUGCAGCCAGGAUCCCCUGGCAUCCAGACCCACAUCCCAGGGAUGCAGCCAGGAUCCCCUGGCAUCCAGACCCACAUCCCAGGGAUGCAGCCAGGAUCCCCUGGCAUCCAGACCCACAUCCCAGGGAUGCAGCCAGGAUCCCCUGGCAUCCAGACCCACAUCCCAGGGAUGCAGCCAGGAUCCCCUGGCAUCCAGACCCACAUCCCAGGGAUGCAGCCAGGAUCCCCUGGCAUCCAGACCCACAUCCCAGGGAUGCAGCCAGGAUCCCCUGGCAUCCAGACCCACAUCCCAGGGAUGCAGCCAGGAUCCCCUGGCAUCCAGACCCACAUCCCAGGGAUGCAGCCAGGAUCCCCUGGCAUCCAGACCCACAUCCCAGGGAUGCAGCCAGGAUCCCCUGGCAUCCAGACCCACAUCCCAGGGAUGCAGCCAGGAUCCCCUGGCAUCCAGACCCACAUCCCAGGGAUGCAGCCAGGAUCCCCUGGCAUCCAGACCCACAUCCCAGGGAUGCAGCCAGGAUCCCCUGGCAUCCAGACCCACAUCCCAGGGAUGCAGCCAGGAUCCCCUGGCAUCCAGACCCACAUCCCAGGGAUGCAGCCAGGAUCCCCUGGCAUCCAGACCCACAUCCCAGGGAUGCAGCCAGGAUCCCCUGGCAUCCAGACCCACAUCCCAGGGAUGCAGCCAGGAUCCCCUGGCAUCCAGACCCACAUCCCAGGGAUGCAGCCAGGAUCCCCUGGCAUCCAGACCCACAUCCCAGGGAUGCAGCCAGGAUCCCCUGGCAUCCAGACCCACAUCCCAGGGAUGCAGCCAGGAUCCCCUGGCAUCCAGACCCACAUCCCAGGGAUGCAGCCAGGAUCCCCUGGCAUCCAGACCCACAUCCCAGGGAUGCAGCCAGGAUCCCCUGGCAUCCAGACCCACAUCCCAGGGAUGCAGCCAGGAUCCCCUGGCAUCCAGACCCACAUCCCAGGGAUGCAGCCAGGAUCCCCUGGCAUCCAGACCCACAUCCCAGGGAUGCAGCCAGGAUCCCCUGGCAUCCAGACCCACAUCCCAGGGAUGCAGCCAGGAUCCCCUGGCAUCCAGACCCACAUCCCAGGGAUGCAGCCAGGAUCCCCUGGCAUCCAGACCCACAUCCCAGGGAUGCAGCCAGGAUCCCCUGGCAUCCAGACCCACAUCCCAGGGAUGCAGCCAGGAUCCCCUGGCAUCCAGACCCACAUCCCAGGGAUGCAUACAGGAUCCCCUGGCAUCCAGACCCACAUCCCAGAGAUGCAUACAGGAUCCCCUGGCAUCCAGACCCACAUCCCAGGGAUGCAUACAGGAUCCCCUGGCAUCAAGACCCACAUCCCAGGGAUGCAUACAGGAUCCCCCGGCAUUGAGACCUACGCUCCAGGGAUGCAGCCAGGAAGCCCUGGCACGUCCCCUUUGCAAGAGUGGGCCGUGCCCGUGGGUACCCCGGGCUCCAGCGGUGUCCCUCGCGAUGAGAGGAGCGUCUCCUUCGGGGGCCAGGUGUCCUCCCGGGACGGCCAGGCCAGCAACCUGCAGGAUGAGAAGGGGAAGAUCAGGCAGCUGAAAGAUGCUUUUGGAAUUCUUGGAGCGCCUGGAGCCGACUGGGAGGUGGAUGGCAGCGCCCAGACCACCCUGCCACCGGGGUAA